Messenger RNA from Corticium candelabrum, 1731 nucleotides. Its product is annotated as keratin-associated protein 10-7-like. Bases 26 to 1120 code for a protein of 364 amino acids. Lineage: Eukaryota; Metazoa; Porifera; Homoscleromorpha; Homosclerophorida; Plakinidae. The record is from RefSeq and is a predicted model, not a curated record. The transcript has a single exon.
CAGACGUAUAUAUCCAUCUGUAUGUAUGGCAGGCAGUCUACAUUUGUCCAUCUGUCUGUCUGUCCGUCUGUGUGUCCGUCAAUUUGUCUGUCAAUCUGUCUGUCUGUCUAACUGUCUGUUUGUCUGGCUAUCUGUCUGUCAGGCUGUGUGUCCGUCGCUCUGUCUGUCUGUCUAUCUGUCUGUUUGUCUGGCUAUCUGUCUGUCAGGCUGUCUAUCUGUCAAUCUGUCUGUCUGUCUAUCUGUCUGUUUGUCUGGCUAUCUGUCUGUCAGGCUGUCUAUCUGUCAAUCUGUCUGUAUGUCUACCUGUCUGUUUGUCUGGCUAUCUGUCUGUCAGGCUGUCUAUCUGCCAAUCUGUCUGUCUGUUUGCUGGCUAUCUGUCUGUUUGUCUGGCUAUCUGUCUGUCAGGCUGUCUCUGUCUGUCUGUCUAUCUGUCUGUUUGUCUGGCUAUCUGUCUGUCAGGCUGUCUAUCUGUCAAUCUGUCUGUUUGUCUGGCUAUCUGUCUGUCAGGCUCUCUAUCUGUCAAUCUGUCUGUCUGUUUGCCUGGCUAUCUGUCUGUUUGUCUGGCUAUCUGUCUGUCAGGCUAUCUGUCUGUCAGGCUAUCUGUCUGUCAGGCUGUCUCUGUCUGUCUGUCUAUCUGUCUGUUUGUCUGGCUAUCUGUCUGUCAGGCUGUCUAUCUGCCAAUCUGUCUGUCUGUUUGCCUGGCUAUCUGUCUGUUUGUCUGGCUAUCUGUCUGUCAGGCUGUCUCUGUCUGUCUGUCUAUCUGUCUGUUUGUCUGGCUAUCUGUCUGUCAGGCUGUCUAUCUGUCAAUCUGUCUGUUUGUCUGGCUAUCUGUCUGUCAGGCUCUCUAUCUGUCAAUCUGUCUGUCUGUUUGCCUGGUUAUCUGUCUGUUUGUCUGGCUAUCUGUCUGUCAGGCUGUCUCUGUCUGUCUGUCUAUCUGUCUGUUUGUCUGGCUAUCUGUCUGUUUGUCUGGCUAUCUGUCUGUCAGGCUGUCUAUCUGUCAAUCUGUCUGUCUGUUUGCCUGGCUAUCUGUCUGUUUGUCUGGCUAUCUGUCUGUCAGUCAGUCAGUCUGUUUGUCUGUCUGUCUGUCCAUCCGACUGUCUGGACCUGUGUGGACGCAUAACUCCAUAGUGUCUGCAUGGAGUGAUUGCCUAAGCGAUUUACUCAUUCCCCAUCAAAUAGAACCGAGACAGCGAUUUGUAGACAACGAAAACCGGCCUGACAUCACGCUUUACGACACUGACACUGGGAUCACAAAAGAAUGUGAUGUUUCGAUAGCUCACCCUUGGAGCAAAGACAUUAUUAAAGGUGCAGCCAGAGAAGGUGGCCAUGCAGCAGCUAAACGAGAGGCAGCAAAGUCAAAAAAAUACUCAGAGGAAUCGCUUGCGGAUGGAUCGAAGCCUAUAGUUGUCCCACUCGUCUUUGAACACUUUGUCUGUCUAUCUGUCUGUUUGUCUGGCCAUCUGUCUGUCAGGUUGUCUAUCUGUCAAUCUGUCUGUCUGACUAUCUGUCUGUUUGUCUGGCUAUCUGUCUGUCAGUCAGUCAGUCUAUUUGUCUGUCUGUCUGUCUGUCCAUCCGUCUGUCUGUCUGUCUGCCCGUCAAUCUGUCUGUCUAUCCGUCAGUCUGUUUGUCUGGCUAUCUGUCCAACUGUCUGUCUGUCUGUCUGCCCGUCAAUCUGUCUGUCUAUCCGUCAGUCUGUCUGUCUGUCUGUCCAUCUGUCUGUCUGUCUGUCUG